UUCCGGCCCUAUUAGUAUUUAAACCCUAACAAAAAAACACUCUUCCCGCCGCCGCUAACGACAGUGUAUCUCUUCCUCAUACUCCGGUGCUUCUUCCUCAUCGGACGCGGCGUUCCAGUUUUGGGUUGACUCAUCAUCCAUAGUCUCCCUCGUCACCGAAUCCUUCCGCAGUUCUUUUCUCACUUUAGGGUAAAUAGCAAAGCGGACAGCGGGUUCAGUGACUUAGUAGGGUUUCUCUUAGGUUGAGGUUGUUAUUUGGUUAAUCCUUUUGCAGUCGGAGAUUUAAUGGCGUCUUUGAAGAGAAAGUUUGUUGAGGAAGCAGGGGGGGAGAUUCCUCCUCCGCAGAAGCAGCAGAGGGAGAGUGUUCUUUUAACCGGGGAUGGACCAGUGAGCUGUAUCCAUGAUGUUUCUUACCCGGAGGGUUAUGUUCCUCCUCCUCUUUCUGGCCCAGCAGCUCAAGAAGAUUUGAAGCCUGCAAAGGAAUUUCCAUUCACUCUCGACCCUUUUCAGUCUGAAGCUAUCAAGUGCCUUGAUAAUGGUGAGUCUGUAAUGGUUUCAGCCCAUACAUCAGCCGGUAAAACUGUAGUAGCAUUAUAUGCCAUUGCUAUGUCUUUGCGGAAUAAGCAGCGGGUCAUAUAUACUUCACCCAUUAAGGCACUCAGCAACCAAAAGUAUAGGGAAUUCAAAGAAGAGUUCUCUGAUGUUGGUUUGAUCACUGGGGAUGUAACAAUUGAUCCUAAUGCUUCUUGCUUGGUCAUGACCACUGAAAUCUGGCGUAGUAUGCUGUACAAGGGUUCAGAGAUUAUGCGGGAAGUGGCUUGGAUAAUUUUUGAUGAGGUACAUUACAUGCGUGAUCGUGAGAGAGGUGUGGUAUGGGAGGAGAGCAUUGUUAUGGCACCAAAGAAGUCUCGUUUUGUUUUCCUCUCAGCAACUGUUCCCAAUGCAAAGGAGUUUGCUGAUUGGGUUGCAAAGGUCCAUCGACAACCGUGUCACAUUGUUUAUACUGAUUAUCGGCCAACACCACUUCAGCAUUAUAUUUCUCCUGCUGGAGGUGAUGGUUCGUAUUUGGUUGUGGACGAGAAGGGAAAAUUUCGAGAAGACAACUUCCAGAGAGCUCUAAAUGCACUAAUUUCCCCUGGUGAGGGUGAUAAGAAGAGACAGAGUGUAAAAUCACAACAGGGUUUGACGAUGAGCCGACUUGGUGAAGAAAGUGACAUCUUCAAGAUAGUGAAAAUGAUCAUUCAACGUCAAUAUGACCCUGUCAUACUUUUUAGUUUUAGCAAAAGGGAGUGCGAAUUUCUUGCAAUGCAGAUGGCAAAGAUGGAUCUAAACGAUGAUGAGGAGAAAGAGAACAUAGAGACAAUCUUCACGAGUGCCAUGGACAUGCUUUCAGAUGAUGACAAGAAACUUCCACAGGUAUCAAACAUGUUACCCCUUCUGAAACGGGGAAUAGGCGUGCAUCAUUCUGGAUUGCUUCCCAUUCUGAAGGAAGUAAUAGAGAUACUAUUUCAAGAAGGAUUGAUUAAGUGUUUGUUCGCUACAGAGACCUUCAGCAUUGGUUUAAACAUGCCAGCCAAAACUGUUGUCUUUACCAAUGUCCGUAAAUUUGAUGGAGACAAGUUUAGGUGGAUAUCCAGCGGAGAGUACAUACAAAUGAGUGGUCGUGCUGGUCGUCGAGGUAUUGAUAAGCGUGGUGUGUGCAUCCUGAUGUUGGAUGAGAAGUUGGAACCAUCUACUGCUAAAAUGAUGCUUAAAGGAAGUGCUGAUUGUUUGAACAGUGCCUUCCAUUUAAGCUACAACAUGCUGUUGAAUCAAAUGCGGUGUGAAGAUGGUGAUCCUGAAAAUUUGCUUCGUAACUCAUUUUAUCAGUUUCAAGCUGACCGUGCUAUUCCUGAUCUUGAGAAACAAAUGAAAGUUCUUGAAGAAGAGAGAGAUUCUAUGAUAAUUGAAGAAGAAGAUAGUUUGAAGAACUAUUACAAUUUGCUUCAACAAUAUAGAAGUUUGAAGAAGGAUGUCCGUGAUAUUGUUCUUUCCCCAAAAUACUGCAUUCCCUUUUUGCGAGUUAACAGGGUCGUUUGUCUCGAGUGCUCUUUGACUGAUGAGAAGUCACCAUCUUUCUCAAUUGAGGAUCAGGAUACAUGGGGACUCAUUGUCGACUUUCACAGAGUCAAAGAUGUUUCUGAAGAUGAUGCAAAUAGAAGACCAGAAGAUGCAAGCUACACAAUAGAUGUUCUUACAAGAUGUGUGAUUAGUAAAGAUGAGAGGGCGAAAAAAACGAUUAAAAUUCUCCCACUGAAAGGGCAUGGAGAACCUGCUGUUGUCACUGUUCCUCUGUCUCAGAUUAAAUUUUUAAGCAGUGCAUGCAUGAAGGUUUCUAAGGAUCUUUUGCCCUUAGAAGCUCGAGAGAAUGCUCUCAAAAAGCUUUCAGAAUUUCUCCGUAGACAUCCUCGUGGGCUUCCAAUGGAUCCUGAAGGAGAUAUGAAGAUCCGGAGCAGCUCGUAUAGAAAGGCUGUCAGGAGGUUGGAGGCGUUAGAGAGCCUAUUUGAGAAGCAUGCGAUUGCCAAAUCUCCACUCAUUGAACAAAAGCUCAAAGUUUUACACAUGAAAGAAGAGUUGACAGCCAAGAUAAAAUCAAUUAAGAAGACUGUACGUUCUUCCACGACAUUGGCUUUUAAAGAUGAACUGAAGGCCAGAAAACGUGCUUUACGAAGGCUAGGGUAAUAAACCUUUUCUUCAGAGAAUAAUUU
Messenger RNA from Carica papaya (papaya), 2747 nucleotides. The record is from RefSeq and is a predicted model, not a curated record. NCBI's taxonomy places the organism in Eukaryota, Viridiplantae, Streptophyta, Magnoliopsida, Brassicales, Caricaceae.